AUGGACGAUACCUGUCAGUGUAUGUGGAUUGAUCGUGUUGAACAUGCAUCAUUAGAUGGUUUAAAUCAAGAAGUUAUUUUAACGGUUGUCUAUCCAUUUGAAAUAACCGUUCAUGAACAUAAUAUUUAUUGGACUGAUUGGACUCUUCAUUGUAAUGAUGCUAGUGAUGAAAAUCAUACAUUUCAAUCAUGUGUGUAUCCUCAAUGUUCCGACGAAAAAUUUACGUGUAAUAAUUUUCAUUUUAUUGAGAAUUUUAAACGUUGUAAUGGAUAUAAUGAUUGUAAUGUAACUGAUGAAAUUAGUUGUCCACCUCGUAUUUGUAAUGGAACAGAUAAUGGUAAUUAUAGUGAUGAAAGUCCAAUAUUUUGUUAA
Messenger RNA from Rotaria sp. Silwood1, 372 nucleotides. The record is from the annotation of a GenBank genome assembly. Lineage: Eukaryota; Metazoa; Rotifera; Eurotatoria; Philodinida; Philodinidae.